GGACGGGGAUCCCUGCUAAAUAUAGCUGUUUCUCUCUCUGUCUUACAACACAGGCUCCAGUAUAUAAAUCAGGCAAAUUCCCCGUUGAGCAUGAACCUCUGAAAACUGCCGGCAUCUAAGGUCUCCUCCAAGGCCCUCUGGAGUCCAGCCCAUAAUGAAGGUCUUGGCGGCAGGAGUUGUGCCCCUGCUGCUGGUUCUGCACUGGAAACACGGGGCAGGGAGCCCCCUUCCUAUCACCCCUGUCAACGCCACCUGCGCCACACGCCACCCAUGUCACAGCAACCUCAUGAACCAGAUCAGGAACCAACUGGCGCAGCUCAAUGGCAGCGCCAAUGCCCUCUUUAUUCUCUAUUACACAGCCCAGGGGGAGCCGUUCCCCAACAACCUGGACAAGCUGUGUGGCCCCAACGUGACAGACUUCCCACCAUUCCACGCCAACAGCACGGAGAAGACCCGGCUGGUGGAGCUGUACCGCAUCAUCGCCUACCUUGGGGCCUCCCUGGGCAACAUCACCCGGGACCAGAAGGUCCUCAAUCCCAAUGCCCUCAGCCUCCACAGCAAGCUGAAUGCCACUGCGGACAUCAUGCGGGGCCUCCUCAGCAACGUGCUCUGCCGCCUGUGUAGCAAGUACCACAUGGCCCACGUGGACGUGGCCUAUGGGCCCGACACCUCGGGCAAGGAUGUCUUCCAGAAGAAGAAGUUGGGCUGUCAGCUCCUGGGGAAGUAUAAGCAGGUCAUUGCCGUGGUGGCCCAGGCCUUCUAG
Molecule: messenger RNA, 763 nt
Organism: Canis lupus familiaris (dog)
Lineage: Eukaryota; Metazoa; Chordata; Mammalia; Carnivora; Canidae
Gene: LIF
Product: LIF interleukin 6 family cytokine
Biological process (GO): immune response
Cellular component (GO): extracellular region
Molecular function (GO): leukemia inhibitory factor receptor binding; cytokine activity
Source: RefSeq, marked validated